AUGAAGGUCCAGAGCCCUAACUCAGGAGAAACCAGUACACGACGACAUCCCAACCCGUUUGCGAACCGCCUGGCUGCUAUCUCCGGAGGUGGCAUUCCGGGGACCGAAUCCGUAAUGCUUCCUGGAUAUUCUUCAACUGAUGACCUUAAAGCUCUGGGUACAGAGCAUCAUAAAACGAGGAUCGUGUAG
Messenger RNA from Darwinula stevensoni, 189 nucleotides. The record is from the annotation of a GenBank genome assembly. NCBI's taxonomy places the organism in Eukaryota, Metazoa, Arthropoda, Ostracoda, Podocopida, Darwinulidae.